AUGAUUGCAGAAUUGCAAAGUAACAUUGACCAGACUUUGAUGAGGGCAGAGGCCCAAAAAGAAAAAUACAAGAGAAUGUAUCCUUUUGCAAAAGAAAUAUUCGUCUCGAAAAAGAGAAGAGUGAAAGAAAAUAAAACAAAAGCUAGGAAGCGACGUCAUGAAAGAGCAGAGAAAAAUUGUGAGAGAGUGUUCUCCGCAAUCAGUCACUCAUCAUCUUAUGGUGAAGUUAUAACCUCCGAUCAUUGUAGUGUGAUAGGCCUUAACAACUUAACAAAGAGAGAUGGUAGGUGGUUAAAACUAUUAAUAAGUAAAGGUAAAUUUACAGUGGAUGCUAUUGAAACAAUCAGAGCAAACGUGUCACCAGUUGUAUUGAGCGCCAGAUGA
Molecule: messenger RNA, 384 nt
Organism: Porites lobata
Lineage: Eukaryota; Metazoa; Cnidaria; Anthozoa; Scleractinia; Poritidae
Source: the annotation of a GenBank genome assembly